Molecule: messenger RNA, 692 nt
Organism: Leptidea sinapis
Lineage: Eukaryota; Metazoa; Arthropoda; Insecta; Lepidoptera; Pieridae
Gene: Arpc5
Product: actin-related protein 2/3 complex subunit 5-C
Exons: 3
Coding region: 182-634 (150 amino acids)
Biological process (GO): regulation of actin filament polymerization; cell migration; Arp2/3 complex-mediated actin nucleation
Cellular component (GO): actin cytoskeleton; cytoplasm; Arp2/3 protein complex
Molecular function (GO): actin filament binding
Source: RefSeq, a predicted model, not a curated record
GUUUGUUGUUGAAUGUUGAUUUGUUUAGCAAAGUACCAUGUAUGUACUGUAUUGAAUCAUAUAUAUUAAAUUCAUAGGUACAUAAUUUUAGAAAAUUUACUGAGAAUUAUAACUCACAAAUAGACAUCAUUUAGUAUAUAUUUCAUCAAUACGAAAAUAAAACCGUGCUCUUAGAUUAAAUAUGGCAAAAAAUACUUCAAGUUCUGCUUUUCGAAAAAUUGAUAUAGACCAAUACAAUGAAGACAACUUUAAAGAAGACGAAGCUGAACAAUCUAUUCCCACUGGCCCUGAUGAAGGAGAAGUGUGUUCAUUUCUUAAUCAAGGCCGAUAUAUUGAUGCAUUGAAACAUGUUUUGAGUAAUGCUCCCAUUGGCACAUCUGACCAGCAAGUAAAAGAUAAUGCUUUAUCUCUGACACUUAAAGUAUUGCUCGCUAUAAAAUCAGCUCAAAUAGAAGAGGCCGUUGGAAGUCUAAACGUUGAUGAUAUUGAUAUUUUGAUGAAGUACAUCUAUCGAGGGUUUGAGUAUCCAUCGGAGGGUUCAAGCGGCCACCUCCUGCUUUGGCAUGAAAAGGCAUAUAAUGUUGGUGGCGCCGGGUCAAUUGUGAGAGUGCUGUCUGACAGAUUGAAAGUUUGAUUAUAUAAUAAUCAAUUUCAUAUCAAUCUUAAAUCAUUUAAUAAAUUAUUCCACAGUU